Molecule: messenger RNA, 5097 nt
Organism: Magallana angulata
Lineage: Eukaryota; Metazoa; Mollusca; Bivalvia; Ostreida; Ostreidae
Product: rho GTPase-activating protein 11A-like
Exons: 9
Coding region: 34-3789 (1251 amino acids)
Biological process (GO): signal transduction
Source: RefSeq, a predicted model, not a curated record
AGCGAAUAUGGCCGACAUGGAAGGUAGUUGAAAAUGGAAUUAUCGAUGAAGCAUAUAAGUAACAUAGAUAGCUUUGAAAACGUUCAAGCUUUAGUAAAACAAGAUUUAAGAGAACUUGGAAUCAAGGUUCCCAAAGGAAAGAAGCUAAAGCGUCAGGGUUGUUUGAAGAACCAGGGAGAUGGCCCUGGGGACAUCUUCGGGAAUUACCUGUCCAUGGUGCCAUGUGUGUACAUUGCAGAUUGUGGAUAUGUCCCAAAGUUUUUAGUGGAUGCAGCAUCAUUGAUUCAUGAACACAUUGAACAGGAAGGACUGUUUCGAAAAUCAGGGUCCGUCAGUCGACAGAAGCAAUUAAAGCAAUAUAUUGAGAAUGGAAAGGGAAUGCAAGAUGCCAAUGUGUAUGAUGUCACAGGUUUGAUCAAGCAGUUCUUUCGGAAGUUACCAGAGCCUCUGUUGACCAGUGUUUAUCAUGAUUCUUUUAUCAAAUGCUACAACAUUGACCAAUCAGAUGUUUCAACACAAGCCUUAUUGUCUCUGUGCCUUCUCCUUCCUGGGGAACAUCUCAGCACACUGCGCUACUUUAUGCUACUGUUGUCGGAUGUUGCAAGUUAUGCAGAACAAAACAAAAUGGACGCAACUAACUUGUCAGUUGUUUUGGCCCCCAACAUCAUGCAUCUGAACAGCAAGACUGAGAAAAUGAACUCAUCAGAGGAGAAGUUGCUGCAGGUCCAGACAACUAUUGUGGAGAUCUUGAUCAAAAGUGCUGCACUGAUAGGCAUGGUGUCCAACGAGGUGUUUGAGAAAGCUUCUCUCAUCACAGAAAUAUUCGGUACAGACGAUGAGCUGGAUGCUAGUUGUGAGACACUUGAAGAGUCCAGGGAUCAUCUCAAGAAGAAGGAUAAACGAAGGAAAAGAUCAGGGUCAUUUCAAGGUGUUAUCAGUACCAUAGCUAAGAGUGUGACUAAGUGGAGAAGGAGUACCGAUGGAAAGUCUAAUACAAGUCAAGCCAGCAACAUGAGCACUGUCAGCCAGUAUAGCAACAAGAGUCAGAUCAGCACAAAGGCAAACUCCAGCAACAUACAACCCACGCAAACAGAUUUCACAGCAGCAACCCCAGUGGUCAUCCGCAAAAGAAAAGCAUCUGGAGAAAUGCCAUUCUCAGCCUCUAAAAAGAAAGCCAUUUUAAAAAAUCUGCCGAAUCAAGCAACACUGGCAAACACUCCAUACACACCGGCAUCUACCAUGAAGAAGUUGGAUAUUAAUGAACUGAAGAAGGCAGGUACAUUAAACACUCCAAGUAUAGCGUUCAGUAACAAGAACAAACUGGCCUUCAGUGCUACUCCAUGUCAGAACAAAAAUGCCAGGAAAAGACUUGGCUUAUUUAGCCCUGCAAGCUCUAGAAAGGGAAGAAAAUUAUCAAGCUCCAGUAUAUCAGUUCCAAAUGCAACCAAAAAGAGAGGAAUUUUCAGAAGAUUCAGUGGUGGCAAGGGAGACAGUCAGCCUGCUUCAUCUGAUAUGUCAGAAAGCAUUGGUCAGCGUCUAGCCGGGGAGGAUGAGGAUUCCAAUGAUGGAGACCGUUACAGCACAUCAAGCGCUGGGCUAGAUGUCUCCAUCGCAUCAAACAUCGACCAAUCAAACAUCUCCACCUUUGCUCCCGAGCAGUCCAUUCUUUCAGUCUGUGAUGAUAGGAAUUCGUUGAACGAUGGUUUUAUUUGUCAGGAGGAUGAUGACAUGUCCCAGGCAGACACCACCACCUUGUCAUCUGUGUGUUCAGAUGGCGCCAUCAAUUUGACCCGGUCCUCUAGUUGUGGGGAACCAGUUCGAUCCUGUGUGUCCGAUUCCUCUGUGAACUGCUCAGGUCUUGGAUCGGAGUCGGGUGCAGACAGGUCUCAUUCGUUCAAUGGAAGUCUGAAUGUAAGUAAAAGAACAAAGAUCUUGAGAAGAGGACGCCCCAAUUCACUGAAAGCUGGACUUUUGAGUGGAGAGCCAAGAAAGGUUCAGAAUCUGCGGCGAAGUUUUGGAUUGGAUAAAUCUGAAAUUAGUGGCCCUAUUCCUUUGUAUGUUCCAGAUGUUGAGGACAUGGAAACAUUGAGCUCAAAUAAAUCUAUCGAAAAGGAAGAAGCUAUCUCUAUUCAGGAACCUAUGAAAGAUGUUAAAGCAUGUGAGUUGUUCUUUAUAAAAAGUCAGAGCAGCAAAGAUCUCUCAGCAAGUAGUGAAACACAAGCAUCUGCUGAUGACAAAUCAGGUGAGACUGAAAAAUCCGUAGAAACAGAAGUUCCAAAAAUACAGACUUGUGAUAGCACAGACAGUCUACUGAGUGGACAACGGUCUCCCAAAGUCUCGCCAGAAUCCAAGAAGAAAGCAAUGCAGAGGUCCCUAUCUACAGACAGUGGGAAGGGUUCAAUGUUUGAUGAGUCCGGAGUGAUGGAUGAAAACUCCAGUCAAGACACGGAGCAGUUUCUGGAUGGCAAUUUAGGAAUGGAUAUUAUUGAAGGAAUCCUUAGUGCUGGAGCUCCCUCAGAUGCAAUAGAUAAAAAAUAUGAGAGCGAGAUCCGAAAGUCCUUGUCCUCUACAAAUCUAAUGAAGAUGGAAAAAUCAAGAUCAAGUCUUAGCAGAUCACACAGUGUGUACAAUGCAGCCUCUAAAAGGCAUCCAAACAUAACCCCAAAUCUACAAAUCUCAAAUGAGACUCACAGUCUGCUAUCAAGAGCUGGUUACUUGUCAAUGAAAGGAAUGAAGAAGACUUCUGAUGAUGACUUCCAAGUCAUGGGACCACCGCCGCCAAGGAUAAAGCAAGCUGAAUUUCAUAAACCUAAAAGAGAAAGCAUUUUGGAACUGAAAGUAAAGCAUGCAGGAAGGGUGGCAGCAAGUAUUAAACAGUUUGAGACAGGAAGCACUACUCCUGUGGUAGAAAAGGUAGCAAAUGCUGAUAUUGUGGAGAGACAUAACUCACCACUGCGAUUUCCCAAUUGUGUGUCGAGAAAAGCAGGAGCUUCACCUCUUAAAAUACCAGCGAUGCUUACCAGAAAGGAAUCUCUUGCCAACAAGAAAAGUGAUUGUCAUCCAAGCAAGAUUUUCAGUAAGGGUCAGGCUAAAUUACCAAUAUCCACUCAUCUGCUCAAACCAACAGAACAAGCAGCUGUUACAAAUGAAGAUGAAUUAAAUACUGAAACAAAACCAAGAAAGCCAAGCAGAAGGCCCAGUAUUUAUUAUGCUAAAGAUACUGAUGCACCCAAAAGAGACCAGAAUAAAAUCCAUGACACAACCAUAGAUGACAGUGUUUUUGAAGCAGCAGUAGCUACCCCAUUGCCAGAAGAGCCAAUGGAGACCUGUGAAAAUGGUGAUCCAGAGUCACUUAAGGAGGUUUCUUCAGCAGAAUGCAAUGAUGAAAACUUGCCAGAUAAAGAAAAUGUGUCUUCAAUGCAACUUGCCAAAAUAGAAGAGUCCAAUGAUUCCAUGUCUGAAACACUAACAGGAACUCCACUAAAAUUAGAGACUGUCCCAGAAAAUACCCCAUGCACAAAACUUCCCAAAAUUCUACAACCCCUGGGAGACAGUGUGAUUCUACGGACUCCUGGAGGAUUGACCCCUAAGCGUGUCCUUCAGAGGUCAAACACGUCCUGUUCACCAAGGUCACCCAUCAAGGCUGUCAAGAGACUAGGCUCAUCGCCAGGGUCACCAGGUCGUCACCUCAACAGACGACACUCAAUGUCCCCCCGACGAGCCCAGCACAAAAUUUCACUCCCAUCCUCAGUCCCUCAGUAUCUCCAGGAUGAGAUGAAUGGGAUGUAAACAGCACAUGUUUAGAACUAGUUUCAUUUUAUGGGUUAUUAACUUUAGACUUGAUAUAAUAAUGAAGUGAUUAUAUCCAUGUUUAUAAAGUAGAUGUGCUUCAUUAAGCAUGAUUGAAAUUACAGAGAAAAAAAAUUGUAUGCAUGAAUUAUAAUGAACUACAAACUACAGGGUAUGUUUGAUCCCCCCUCCCCAUUCCCUAAUAUUUUUAAAGUACAUGUAUUUGUGACAUUGUGCUACUCUUGUUUGUUUUUUCUUUAAUGCAGCUUAAGCUACAUGUGUUGAUGAACCUUAAAUUUUUAUAAAGGAGCUUUGUAAAUAUAUGUUGAUAGACAUCAUGCUCUUUAAUUUUAGAAAAAAUUUAUAUGUAUAGAAAAAUAUUGCCACCAAUAUUGUUUAUUUAUUUCUUUUAAUAUGUCGAUUUUUACUACUUCAAAAUAUGGUUAUGAUAUACAAUUUUCAUGUGUCAGGUAUUUUUCAGAAAUCGCUCAGUUCUCAAGAUUUUUAUGUUUUAAUUAUUUAAACAUUUUACAGUCAAUUUGAAUUUUAUCAGUUUAAAUCUUUAGUAUCAGAGAUAUAACUUGUAUCUACUAGAUUUGUUUUUUUAUUACAUUGAAACAUUGUACACCUUAGAAAAAAUACAGGGUUUUUUCCUUUGUGUAAAUGGUUUGAAAGGUUAUGCAAGUAGACUAGUAUUCCAAGGGUAGAAAAGCAGAGGAACUAUACAUGUGUUUUUCAAUUUUUUACAGCAAUUCAUAGAGAUACCAAUCUUUUAUUUGCGUUCAAGAAAAUUUCGCAAGGUUUGCGAGAGCCGUAUCAUAACAAAUAUUUUUUGCCGUGAACCAGUGAUUCAAUGUCUCUGGUAUAUUAUUGUCCAGAUAAUCUACAUUUUCAUUGUGAAUAAUAGUUGCUGUGAUCCAGUUUAUCUUCAGUAAAUUGCAUAAUAUAGUCUUUGCAGAUAAAAGUUGGUUUACAGUAUACAUGUACAUGAUGGUCAUUAACUGUUAAAUCAGUCAUGUGUAUUUGUUCCUGUUGAAAACUCUUUCUUUUAAUAGAAUAUUUCAGAAACUUAUAGUAACUGUUAAACAGCUACAGAUUUUAAACAUAAUUAUGUCUCAGUUCCUGGCCUCUCCCUUGGGUUACUUAGUCAGUGUGAUGUAAUGAUUUCCUCUCUUCCCUCUACAUUAUUCUUCUGCUUUCUAUAGAUAGCAAGCAGUGCUUUCCCUCUGUCUCCUCUGUCCUCAAAUCUUGUUAUGGAUUGUUUCAAUAUGAUUAAACAGCUUUGCAAAAUAAACCAAUUCAACUACA